Messenger RNA from Seriola dumerili (greater amberjack), 1620 nucleotides. RefSeq names its product telomeric repeat binding factor 1 (gene terf1). Gene Ontology annotation, molecular function: protein homodimerization activity; telomeric repeat DNA binding. Bases 26 to 1114 code for a protein of 362 amino acids. The record is from RefSeq and is a predicted model, not a curated record. Gene Ontology annotation, cellular component: nucleus; chromosome, telomeric region. The transcript has 9 exons. NCBI's taxonomy places the organism in Eukaryota, Metazoa, Chordata, Actinopteri, Carangiformes, Carangidae. Gene Ontology annotation, biological process: telomere maintenance.
AAGACCUAAAACUGUAAAUACAAACAUGGACCCCGAAGUUAACAAUAAAACUGCUAUAGAUGCAGAUAAAAUCGAUCAAAGUAUCAGUUUUCCCCAUGUUACAGCUGUCGCUUCAGGAUGGAUGCUGGACUUCAUGUUUGUAAGUCUGUGUCGGCGUUUCAAGGAAGACAAGUUUGAUGAAUUCAAUCAAACGCUUUCGGUUUUCGAGGCCGUGUCUCAGAAUCUGUCUCUUAAAGGAGACUGCUAUGAUGAGAAAACCAUGAUAACCGCCUUCCUCGCGAGAGUCAUGCAUGGAAAACAGCUGGAUAUCAUGUUUGAGGAGGACGAAUGUGUGAUGCCUCUGAUGUCUGCUGCCAAAAUAUGGUUACAGCUAGAAGAUACUGUGGAAGAUGAAAGUGUGUUCAAAAACAUUAAGAUUCUUUUGCUUGUCCAGUCUGUGGCUGUGUGCUUGGAGAAAGGCAAAAGAUCUUCUGCCUCCUCUGCCCUCAAGUGGUUGCAGAGUAACCAUGACCUCCCACAGAACGUGGGACUCAAGCUGACAACAAUAGUGACACAGAGGGACACUUACCACCCAUUCCUCAUGAGCUUCAGCUUCAGCCGCCUGCUGGAGACAAUCCACUUGUUCUUGGAUGCUUACCUGGAGAAGAAUCCCUCUGACUUCCUUCUAAAGGCGGCCACUAAGAUAGUCCUGUCAUCACAGACCACUGAGGGUUUGAAGGACGCGGUGACGCAGGAGAGCUCUCUCUCAGAAAAGACCAACGAAUCAACAGAGAAGAAACCAAAAGCAAAACGGAAACUACUCUCAACUAAAAUUACUGAUGUAUGGAAACCUGAUUCAUGCAAGAAGGCUUUUGUCUCUCUCAGAAGACUCCAAAAGAGUGAGAUAUCUCAGAUAAUAUGUGAGAAGUCAAACAGCACCACAGAGAUCCGAAAAAAAAGAAAACCACCUCAGAAAUGGACACCCGAGCUGGACAAAUACCUGAAGGCCGGGGUUAAACAUCACGGCACAGGGAAGUGGUCUCUGAUAUUACUGGAUUAUGACUUUGGAGGACGCACUGGAACCAUGCUCAAAGAUCGCUGGAGAGUCUUAAUGAGGGCACACGAAGUCGGCUGACUUGUGUAAUUAAGUGGUUCGCCUGUAAAUAAAAUCAGUGACUUAUCUCAUCCAUUUAUUUUAAUUACUGAAAAUGUUGCUGCCUUUUUAUGCUUUUCAGCUGCUUUUUGCACCAAGAAGAUACACCACUAGAGGGCACUCAACACAGAACAAUGAACUGGGCUAGUUGCAUUGGUUUCUAUAGUAGAUACAUUUGAUUUGUGAUAUACCAAAUCUUUAACUGUGCCAUUCUAACUUAAACAAUGUAGCAGUUCGCUUUGAAUAAAACAUGGUAUUAGCUAGUUCACUCACUGAACCGUUUUCAGCCAACACAGAGCAUGUACUCUCUAUGAUAGGGAUUGUUUCAUUGUAUCUUUUUUUCCCCCCACUUUUUUUAAAGAAAUGCAUAGUGAAGUCACAAAUGUAAAAUAUAUUUUUUUAUAAUUUUAAGUUAAAUAGCUUUGACAGAAAAUUGUUACAAAAAUGAAAACAACAGUGGCUUGUUACAAUAAAAAUUUACAAAAUCA